Messenger RNA from Engraulis encrasicolus (European anchovy), 3974 nucleotides. Its product is annotated as anoctamin-1-like. Gene Ontology annotation, biological process: chloride transmembrane transport. The record is from RefSeq and is a predicted model, not a curated record. Lineage: Eukaryota; Metazoa; Chordata; Actinopteri; Clupeiformes; Engraulidae. The transcript has 26 exons. Gene Ontology annotation, molecular function: intracellularly calcium-gated chloride channel activity; protein dimerization activity. The coding region runs from base 386 to 3358 and encodes 990 amino acids. Gene Ontology annotation, cellular component: plasma membrane.
CCUCCUCAAAAAAAAAAUGGAGGAUACUUGGGCAGAAUGAGGUGAAGAAGAAGAAGGAGAGGUGGACGUGUCGCGUGUCGAUAGGGCACCUUGAAGCGUCUCGAUGCACGGCUUUAUAGUUUCUUCUAAUAUUAGCUGUUGGCUCGCUUGACGCUUCUCAAGUAACAGGAGGGUCUGCAGCCGAGACGUUGAGCUCACUUCAGCCCUCAGCGAGUAACGGAGUGAGAAAGCAAGGCAUAGAGACAGACAGACAGACAGCUAGCAACCAAAGAGCGAGGGAGAGAGGGGCCGAAAGAGAGAAAGAAGCAAGGUCGGCUCGUGUCGUGUCGUUAGAGGGGCAGCAGUCAAGACAUUCUCUAGCUGGUGGCCUGGUGGUAAUGGGAAGAUGGCUGGGAUAGCAGCCGACAGCCCCGGGACUCCAAGUGUUAACUCAAACUCAAGGCCCUUACAUUACCUGAGGGACGUGAUUCUUCAUGGCAAAUUUAAUCUCCUGAACUCGCUCUCUCCGGAGGAGAACUUGCAGUGCCGCCACGGCCUCUACUUCCAGGAUGGGGAGCGGCGCGUAGACUACAUCCUCACCUACCACAUCAAGAAGCCUCACAGCUCGCGCUCGCGACGCUCCUCGCGCUUCACGGAUAACGCCUUCACUCGGAGCCUGCGCCGAGGACGGGUGCACCACCCGGCACCACCUCCCCCGCCGAUGCCCCCCUCUCCCCUGGGUAAAGAUGACCCUGAGGCGGGGUGCAUGGUGGACAGCAGCCUGGAUUACCACGAGGAUGACAAGAGGCUACGGCGCGAGGAGUUCGAGGGAAACCUGAUGGAAAUGGGGCUGGAGCUGGAAAAGGAUGAAGAUACAAAAACCCCAGGCGUUGGCUUUGUGAAGAUCCAUGCUCCUUGGAAUGUGCUCUGUCGAGAGGCGGAAUUCAUGAAGCUGAAGAUGCCCACAAAAAAGGUUUAUGAGGUGAAGCAGAGCAGUAGUGUCGUGGAGAAGAUCAACACGUUCAUCCACAAAGUCACUGACCCUCUCCACCCAAACACAGAGGAGAACAGGGCCGCGAAAGUCAAGCACCUCUCCUACCCCUUCUCCAGGGAAAAGCAGCACCUGUUUGACUUGUCAGACAAGGACUCCUUUUUUGAUAGUAAAACAAGAAGUCAAAUAGUAUUUGAAGUCUUGAAACGUACUAAAUGCACUAAAGCCAAAUAUAGCAUGGGGAUAACUAGUCUGCUGGGGAGUGCAGUGUACAUGGCAGCCUAUCCCUUACACGACGGAGAUAUUGAUGGUGAGAAUGUGGAACCUAACGACAGAAAGCUUCUGUAUGAGGAGUGGGCAAGCUAUAGCGUCUUCUACAAAUACCAGCCCAUAGGCCUCGUCAGGAAGUACUUUGGUGAGAAGAUCGGCUUGUAUUUUGCCUGGUUGGGAGUUUACACCCAAAUGCUCAUCCCAGCCUCCCUUGUUGGGGUCUUCGUUUUUUUGUAUGGAUGUGUUACCGUUGACGACGACAUUCCCAGCAUGGAGAUCUGUGACGACAGGAAGAGUAUUGUCAUGUGCCCAAUGUGUGAUCGAGUCUGCAGCUACUGGAACCUGAGCAUAGCCUGCAGCACGGCGCGGGCCAGCCACCUGUUCGACAACCCAGCCACCGUCUUCUUCUCCAUCUUCAUGGCCCUGUGGGCGGCCAUGUUCAUGGAGCACUGGAAGAGGAGGCAGAUGAGACUCAACUACGAGUGGGACCUGACAGGGUUCGAGGAUGAAGAGGAAGCAAUGAAGGACCACCCACGAGCUGAGUACGAGUUCAGCGUCAUGCAGAAGUCAAAGAGGAGAGAGCUCAAGACACAAAAGAAGCCAUCAGAGAUAUCAGAGGAACCGAGAAACAAAUGGAAGCAAACUGUUCAAACUGCAAUGGCUGGCCUUAAACUGGCAGAGAAAGAGAAACUCACGUGUAAAGACCGAUUGCCAGCCUACAUGACCAACAUAGUCAUGAUGCUUUUAAUGAUCGGGGUGACCUUUGCGAUCGUGUUCGGGGUGAUUGUGUACCGGAUCUCCACCAAGGCGGCGCUGCACAUGAGCUCCAACCCCACCACGCGCUCCAACGUGCGGCUGACGGUGAAGGCCACGGCGGCCAUCAUCAACCUGGUGGUCAUUCUCAUCCUGGACGAGGUGUACGGGGCUGUGGCACGCUGGCUCACCGUGCUAGAGGUGCCCAAGACUGACAAGAGCUUUGAAGAGAGACUCAUUUUCAAAACCUUCAUCCUCAAGUUUGUGAACGCGUUCACUCCCAUCAUAUACAUCGCUUUCCUCAGAGGCAGACUUGUCGGACGGCCAGGAAGCUACCUGUAUGUUUUCGAGUCAUACAGAAUGGAAGAGUGUGACCAUGGAGGCUGUUUGAUGGAGCUCUGCAUUCAACUCAGUAUCACCAUGCUUGGCAAACAGCUCAUUCAGAACAACCUGUUUGAGAUUGGGAUCCCCAAGCUCAAGAAGCUGAUAAGGUACAUCAAGUCCAAGCGGGGCUCGUUUCAGGAAGAGGAGCGUGAGAAGAAGCUGCAGCGCUACGAGACCGACCACUUCCUGGAGCCGUUUGCCGGCCUCACGCCAGAGUACAUGGAGAUGAUCAUCCAGUUUGGCUUUGUCACCCUCUUCGUGGCCUCCUUCCCACUGGCUCCCCUCUUUGCCCUGCUCAACAACAUCAUUGAGAUCCGACUGGACGCCAAGAAGUUUGUGGCCGAGCUCAGGAGGCCCGUGGCAGCCCGAGCCAAGGACAUCGGGAUUUGGUACAACCUUCUAAGAGGCGUCGCCAAAGUGGCAGUAAUUGUGAAUGCGUUUGUCAUAUCUUUCACAUCCGACUUCAUCCCGCGGCUGGUCUACCAGUACAUGUACAGCAUAGACGGCUCCAUGCAUGGCUUUGUCAACCACACCUUGUCCUUCUUCAACGUGACUGACUUCAAGAACCACACGGCCCCCAUGGACCCCCUGUACCUGGGUAUCCCAGUCAACCUCUGCAGGUAUAAGGACUACAGGGAACCUCCGUGGGCCAAUACACCCUAUGACCUCUCCAAAGAGUUCUACGCAGUCUUGGCUGCUCGUCUGGCCUUUGUCAUAGUCUUCCAGAACGUGGUGAUGCUGAUGAGCGACGUGGUGGACUGGGUGAUCCCGGACAUCCCCAAGGACAUCAGCAUCCAGAUGCACAAGGAGAAGAUUCUGCUGGUGGACCUGUUCAUGAAGGAGGAGCAGGGCAAGCUGCAGGUGCUGGACAGCAUGCUGAGCGGCGUCGCUGGCAAGGCCAACAGCAACAGCAACAGCAACAACCACAACACCGUGGCCCGCUCACGCUCCACGCCUCACGCGCACACCAACAACUACUAAUGGAUGACCGCCAACAAAUCGGGGGCGCGUUUCUCGAAAGCGUACAGUAGCUGUUGGCAGUUAGCAACUUGGGUAGUUGUCAAUGGGAAAUUGCAUUGUAAACAACAAGGUAACUAACGUAGUUAGCAACUAUGAUUUCGAGAAAUGCACCCCAGAGUGGACAGUAGACCAUCCAUCCAUCCAUCCAUCCACCCAUCCACCCAUGCAACUGUUUGUGUGUGUGUGUGUGUGUGUGUGUGUGUGUGUGUGUGUGUGUGUGUGUGUGUGUGUGUGUGUGUGUGUGUGUGUGUGUGUGUGUGUGUGGUUGUGUGUGUGUGUGUACGCAUUGUAAAAAAAAGUGCUGCUUGAAUCAACUUAAAAAUUAGGCAAGCCACACUCUGUGACUAUAUCCACUUGACAAAAAAGACCCAUGGAACCCAUGUUUCAAUUGAAAUAAUUUGCUUCUGAGCUUCACCAUUUACAGUGUAAGUAUUUUAGUAUGUACUUUAGGGGUUAGUUGGUGGGUGUACGGCUGGGUGUGGGAGUGUGUGCACUGUACGUGUCCUUAUUCUUACCACAACAUUCCACAGUGUCCCCUACACACACACACGUGUGUGUGAGGCUGAGAGGAGGAGCU